Messenger RNA from Strigops habroptila (Kakapo), 5081 nucleotides. It is a transcript of the gene FAM114A1, whose product is annotated as family with sequence similarity 114 member A1. The transcript is spliced from 15 exons. Bases 335 to 2020 code for a protein of 561 amino acids. The record is from RefSeq and is a predicted model, not a curated record. Lineage: Eukaryota; Metazoa; Chordata; Aves; Psittaciformes; Psittacidae.
GCCACCGCGGCCCGCAGCUGGAGCCGGCUGGGCAGCAGCGGGGCACAACCCCUUCUCAACAGGCGGCCGCCUCGGAGAGCGAGGGAAGCCGAGGCAGCCAGCCCGCCCUCUUCCCUCCUCCCUGCGGCCCGGCUGGCCCGCGGCUGCCCGGCCUGCUCUGCCUCCUCCCCCCGCUGUUGCCGACGUGGCGGGGCGGGGAAGGAGAAGGAGCCGGUGGCGCGCCGGCCGGGCACUGCUGAGCGGUUUUGGAAAAGGAUCCUGUUAUCUGACGGUGGAAUUUGGUUUACAAACAAAAAAUUUCUUUAGGUGAUGCUGCCCAUCACACAAAUUGAAAAUGUCUGAAGACAUACAUGAUGGCAUCCCAUCUGAAGAAACACCUGAAGUAAUGGAAAUGCCCAGCAAUGAGGUAUUGCCUCACGAGUCAGUACGACACCGUGUGGAAUCUGAGAUCUUGCAUGAGUCUUCGCAAGAUAAACACGGAGAGGUCUCUCAGAGCACCAGUAAUAGACAGGAAGGAGACAUAUUUAUUAAUGAAAACCCUUUGACUGAAAAAUUAGUUGAAGGUCUGCCUUCCAAUGGAGAUGCAACUGAAGACAUGCCAGCUGAGUGCAGUGAGACUGUAAGCCUUGAUACAGAACCUGAAUCUGAAGAAACACUGAAUGAACAAAGCAGUCCAGCCACAGACUCUUCAUCUAAAGCAAGUAGAUGGGGAGCUUGGGGUACCUGGGGAAAGUCUCUCCUGUCAUCAGCUUCUGCCACAAUGAGUCAUGGGAUAACAGCAGUAAAGGAAAAAGCAGGAACUACCCUAAGAAUUCAUAAUACAAGUUCAGCAUCUUCAGAAACAGCAGAGUUUCCUGCAGCUGAAACACCAAUUACACAAGCAGAAGAUUCUCUGGACCAAAGCUCUUCUGAGAAUGUUCCUUCUUCUCCUUCAUCUGGAUCUCGUGGCAUGUUGUCAGCUAUCACUAAUGCUGUUCAGAACACAGGGAAGAGUGUUUUAUCUGGAGGCUUAGAUGCUUUGGAAUUUAUUGGGAAGACAACCAUGAAUGUCCUUGCAGAAAGUGAUCCUGGGUUUAAGAGAACCAAAACACUGAUGGCAAGAACAGUUUCUCUCUCUCAGCUGUUGCGCGAAGCUAAAGAAAAAGAGAAACAGAGGAGGGCCCAGCAAGUUACAGUUGAAAGAACAGCCCAUUAUGGACUACUUUUUGAUGAAUUCCAAGGUUUGUCUCAUCUUGAAGCUCUGGAAAUCCUGUCAAAUGAAAGUGAAGCUCAGAUUCAGUCAUAUUUAGCAACACUUGAUGGAGAGCAGUUGGAGGCUGUGAAAACUGAUUUAAUUGCUAUAAAAGAGAUUUUUGUUCCAAAGGAAUCAGAUGAUGAAGUGCUGCAGGAACAGAAAGCAGAUAUGGGAGAAGAGUUUGUCAGCAUGCUCACUGAACUGCUCUUUGAAUUGCACGUUGCUGCUACUCCUGACAAACUCAAUAAGGCUAGGAAAAAAGCUCAUGAAUGGUUGGAAGAAGCCACUUUUUCCACUCCAGUAGACAUAGAAGAGAAGCUAAAAGAAAAACCUGGAGAACCUGGUGAAGAAAACACUGAAAAAGAAGAUAAAAUUGACAGUGAAAAACCAGAAGUAAAUAAAAACAAAACUGUGGAGGAAAUCUACAUGCUGUCCAUUGAAAGUCUGGCCGAGGUAACUGCUCGUUGUAUUGAACAGCUUCAUAAAGUAGCGGAAUUAAUUCUGCAUGGGCAGGAAGUAGAAAAAACAGCUCAAGAUCAAGCAAAAGUACUGACAAACUUAACAAAUGCCAUGUGCAAUGAAGUUUCAUCUCUAUCCAAGAAGUUUUCCGAUUCUGUAACAGCAGCUGGGAGCAGUAUGAAGGCAGAGGUUCUUAACCCCAUCAUCAACAGUGUGCUAUUAGAGGGUUGCAACAGUACUACCUAUAUUCAGGAUGCUUUCCAGCUAUUGCUUCCAGUUCUGCAAAUUUCCCAUAUCCAGACGAGCUGUUUGAAAGCACAAGAAUGACAGUUUCCCAGCAGCUGUCACCACUGGGCUUAACAGAAACCACACACCUGAUAUCUUUGAUGCAUGCAGGUAGAAGAGAUGGUACGAGAGAUGUCUGGCCACUUUGAGAAAUUUGAAGACACUAAAUGCGAUUUUGCACAUACGAUAUUGAACAACAUUUUAAAACUCUUUUCAGACUUUUAGACUUAAGAAGUAGUUAAUAAAGUGAGUAAUUUCUUUUCCAUUAGAGUAUAUCCUUUGCAGGAAUUUAAACCAAAGUUUAUUCAUAUUAUCAUUGACUUAAACACAGUUUCUAAAUGUUGACCCUUUCAGUUGUAUGAAGUGAAUUGGAAUGUAAAGUUGUUUAAAACAUUUCAGCCCAAAUGACCAUUUCUGUUGUUUGUAUCCUGUCAGUUAAAAAUGUAUAUUUCAAAAAUUGGUUUCAGUAUUUGAUUUGAGGCAACAUGAGCAAAUUAUCGUAGUGCUGUGCUCAUUAAAUAUUGCUUAUAGUAGCAAACAAUAACAUCAUAAUAAUAUGUACCACCUACAUAACACUUUGUGUUGAAAAAGUUGUACAGUAAUAGGUAUGAACUUUGCUAAAUGAAAAUUAUGGAGAAAGUGCAUAAAGAAUUAUACUGAGAAGUUCUGAGCCAGUUAAGAGUGCUAAGCUCUAUAUUUGCUGACCCAUGAUUUUAUAUUUAUGUGUCUGUUUCUUCAUUCCAGCAACUGAACAACAUUGCAGGCUGAAGUAAUCUUUUUAAUAUGCAAGGGAUAGAAAAUUUCCCUUUCGUUUGGCAGUUGAAACACCCCCAAAAUAACCUCCUCUCAGAUGCAUCACCAGGUUAGCACUUCAGGGUUUAAUUUGGGCUUUAAACAUUGUAAACCUUUUAUCAAAUGGAGUUACUGAUACUAACAAUUCAGCCGUACAGUUUUGGGGCGUAGAAAAGAAGUUGUGAAAACAAGUUAAGAGAGAAUUGCUUUGGGUGGGGAGGUCCUAUGUCACCUUUUCUCUGGGGCAGUAGCUACACAGAGCAUAAAUGAGCAGCAGGUAUGACGUUUCAUGAUAACACCAGCAACCAUGAUAAUUUGUCCAUAUCCUUAGCUUAAAAUCCUGAGCUGUGAACCUCAGAUUUGUUUAGGUUAGUUUACCUCGUAGGCAGGAAGAACAUCCCAAUAUUUUAUGUAGCCUCUUCUCCUGGAUUGUCAUUGUUUAUUAUGAUUCUUUCAGCUAUUUUGUAUUUUUUUUUUCCGCUUGAUACACUCAUGGGUUGUAUUUAAAUGCUAUUUAAUUGUAGUUAACAUCUGAGUAUUUUUUACUAUAGAAGCAAGUUCAUACAUCAUAAAAAUGAUGAAAUGGAGAAUAAGGAAAUACUAUCCUGUUUUUCAAAAGAGAGAAACCAUGUUUCUGCUUUGCACAUGGUAACUUUUUUGAGACCGAAUAAGAGAGGACAGAAAGGUCUCUGUGUGUCUUACACGAUUGCGGUCCCUGUUCUGCUGUCACACACAUUGUGACUUUUCCAUCUUUUGUUACUUAGAGAUGAAGUUUUCACUAUCCCUGGAAUAAGGUUUGUUACAUAAAAUCUAUUUUCUGCCACCCUGUAAUCGAACAGAUUUGAGAUAUCUUUCUGAGUAAGUAGAAGGGGUACAGUCUUCAAAUCCACUUGCAUAAAAUGUAAAAAACCCACUUUACAGCAAUGUGAACAAAAAUAAGAAAGCCCCUUGGCAGCUGCAAAGGCAAACAAAGGUUCACAUGCAUUGGUAUUUAUGCCAUAUUGAACAGCCAACAUUACCUUAACAUGGGAGGAAGUGGGACGCAGGAAAAUGCGACCAGUCAGCAGACUCACUAGCCCAGAGGUAGGAUUCAGCUCCCACCAACCAUUACACUCACCACACUUCUAUCUGGCAUGGCUUUAUUUCUGAAAGCAUCAUUUCAAAAGUGUAUUACAAAAUAAUGUUUAGUUGAUACAAAACAUUUCACCUCUGGCUUCUACACUUUGAGGGGAAUAAGCGGACUCUUCUCUAGUCGUUCUGCUUGGCUGCGGGCAGAUGCACACACGUGUGCUUGCUUGAUCAGAGGUCAUUCUUGUAUACACACUGUGACCCAGGAGAACAGCUCCUCAGUGCACGUUACUGAGGGCCACAUACUUGCGCCAUAUGCAGGAUCAUGAGCAGUUCCCAGUUUUAAAGAUCUAGACACCAGUGAAAGUAUUCAGUAGCCUGUAAAAAGGCCUAGUUGUUUAAGGUGCUUCUUUCUGUUGCUCUAUGCUGGCAAGCAGAAUAUAAUACCUGGUUAAAGCUUGUUUAUUUUUUCAGAGACAGUAAAGAAAGGUGUUUUCACCUAUCAAUCAUUACAAGCUGGAUUUAUUUUUACUUUAACUUGAUCAUUAUUUUUCAUCAAGAAUUCUUUCUAUUCAGUUUGGAGUACAGCUCUGCAUUAGGUAUCUGUAAACAUCACAUUACUGCCAAAUGAGUCACAGAACAUGGCAGUAGCUAUUCAAUAUCGGUCCCAAUCCGAGUUAGUGUUUUCCAACAUAAAUUGAUUUAGUUACUUUUUAUAUGGAUCUUUUUUUUCCUCUGAACUGCAGUGCAGAAUAUAUAGUGUUAAACCUGUCAGAAAAACGUGUUGACUAAUGGUGGUGCCUCUUAGCAGAGGCUGAAAAAUAUAGUAUUAGAAGCCUCAGGGGAUAAUGUUUGCAGUGGUUGAGGGGCAUUCAUAAGACAAAGAUUGCUUGUCUGAGAUACUGCUUACUAGAGGUUUCACUGUCUUGCUUAAAUUAUGUAUGUAUUAAAUAAAGUACCUUACCCUAAAGUAAAAGAAGCCAUAAAAAAUAACAUGGAGACUUGAAGUAUUUACAUCUAUACAAAGUAGAAAGGAAAAUAAGGCAGAAUAUGAGCAUAGGGUUACUCCAUCUGAUCUCAGAUACAGUAAUUUUGCCUUAGGACAACUGAAUGUUGUAUCUGUACAUCAAUUUCAGGUAAAUAACAUCUCAGUAGAAAAGUACUAUGUGGAUGUAACCAGAAUGUUUUGUUUACACAGAUUUGUAUUUUUCCAUCGGUCAAAUAAAUCACUUUAGAUACUGAA